AUGUCAAAGUUCUUUACUGAGGUAUUUAGGACUUAUUUACCAAGCACAAUCCUAUUUGGUACUUCAGUCUAUUCUAUUGCAAUCAUCCAGGAUAUCGUAACUAAGAGAUUAAUUAAAUCGACCCGUGAUUGUAUGGAUCAUCCAGAAGUCAAAGAGGAGGUAGAAAAUCUUUUUAAAGACCUUCUUCAGAGGAUGCUUGAUGAUCCUGAAACCAAAGAGGAAUUGAUUUUGUUCUUUAAUGAAGUUAUGGGCACAGAAAUAAUGGAAAGUUCUAUAUUUUUUUAGAUAUAUUAAGUAUUUUAUAUUAAAUAAAGAAUUUAUAUAGAAUAGGGCAAAGUUUUAUAGUAUAAAGUAUGAUAUUUAUUUAAAGGGAAUAUCAAGGAUUUGACUUUGAAAGUAUUGGAUUCUCCUGAUACAAAAGAAAUCGCUUUGAGCGUAAUGAAAAGGGUUGUGCAGUUCGUUAUGAAAGACAGAAUGUUAAAUGACGAAAGCCACAAAAUCAGCCAUGAAGCGCUAGGCUUGAUGUUUUCAGCUGACAAAAUGAUAAAAGAGCCUAAAGUUUUGGCACUAGUUAGAAACAUCAAGAAAAUUCCCAAUAUUGGACUUACUAAACCCCCUUCCUUAAGAGAACAAAAAUAUUGUAAAACUCCCUAUUUUUUUUGGUAAAAUAAAAAUGUUUUAUGAAAAUAUUUUGAUAUGUAAGUGAUAAUUAUUAUAAUGAAAUCUCUUACUAAUUCUAUUUAAUUUUAAACAGAGACAUAAUCAAUAAUAUAAUAUUUGCUUUAAAUUGUUAUCGUUAUUUGCAGAUUUUUGAACUUUACCACCUAAGAGUGGAAUUUUUUCCGCGUGUGAAAAGAGGAUUCCACAUGUGAAAUCAAAAGGGCUCCACACGUGAAAAACACCUUUUCACAUGCGGAAAAAAUUCCACACUUAGGUAGUAAAGUUCAAAAAUCUGCAAAUAACGAUAUAAAAAAAUUUACGAAAAAAUUUUAUAUGCAAAGUUUUAUAUAAAAGUUCAACCCUUCUUUGAACGAACAAAUUUUUUGUUUACUUACGAAGGGGUGGAGGGGGAGUAAUAAUUUUCAAAAAAUUAUUAAUGAAGAAAAGCCACACAUUGAAGAAGAAAUGCUUAUAAGAGAUUUGCAUUAUUUCCCUUAUCAUGAGACAUUUAGAUACCCAAAAAGUAUAGCAAAGAAUAAUGUAAAAAUUAAACCUAUGACAGGGUUUCUUAUGAAAAAAUCAGUUGAAAUUUUUAAUGAAACUUAUAAAAAAGCUAAAUUCAUUUACAAAUCAACACAGACUCCAGAAAAAAAUCAGCCUUUCAUACCUUUGGAUAAUAUAGAAGGAAAUUAUAUAACCUAUUAA
Messenger RNA from Blepharisma stoltei, 1365 nucleotides. The record is from the annotation of a GenBank genome assembly. NCBI's taxonomy places the organism in Eukaryota, Ciliophora, Heterotrichea, Heterotrichida, Blepharismidae.